Messenger RNA from Gracilinanus agilis (Agile Gracile Mouse Opossum), 749 nucleotides. Its product is annotated as ras-related protein Rab-1B-like. Bases 1 to 606 code for a protein of 201 amino acids. Gene Ontology annotation, molecular function: GTPase activity; GTP binding. Gene Ontology annotation, biological process: regulation of exocytosis; protein secretion. The transcript has a single exon. The record is from RefSeq and is a predicted model, not a curated record. Lineage: Eukaryota; Metazoa; Chordata; Mammalia; Didelphimorphia; Didelphidae.
AUGAACCGAGACUAUGAUUACCUGUUUAAAGUGCUACUGGUUGGAGAUUCGGGUGUCGGCAAAUCCUGCCUGCUACUUCGCUUUGCAGAUGACAGCUACACCGACAGCUACGUUAGUACCAUUGGUGUGGACUUUAAGAUUAGGACAAUCCAAUUAGAGGGUAAGAAUGUGAAACUGCAGAUUUGGGAUACUGCGGGCCAGGAGAGAUUCCGUACCAUCACCUCGAGCUACUACCGUGGGGCCCAUGGUGUUAUCUUGGUGUACGACGUGAGCGAUCCCAAGUCCUAUGCCAACGUGAAGCAAUGGCUGAUUGAGGUGGAGCGCCAUGCCAGCAGAAACGCCAACAAGCUGCUAGUGGGCAACAAGAGUGACCUUGUUACCAAGAAUAUGGUGGACCGCACCAUGGCCAAAGAGUUCGCUGACUCCAUGGGCAUCCCCUUUCUAGAGACCAGCGCCAAAAACUCCAUUAAUGUGGAGAAAGUCUUCUUCACCAUGGCUUCUGUGAUCAAGAGACGCAUGAAAGCCAUGCCUGUGAAAUCCGGGGACCUCCCCACCGUCACAUUCAACAGCUCUCCUGUGAAGCCUACGUGUGGGAGUUGUUGCUAAGAGGCCCAGCUGGGGUUGGGGGGUCCUACAUGGUGGCCAAAGAGAUGGUCAUCUUUCCUCUGAAGCAAGGUGAGACAUGCCCAAUAGUCCUCAAAUCCACGUCACCCUUCACUCUAUCAAAUGACAUUUAGUUCAGUGAGGCU